Molecule: messenger RNA, 2144 nt
Organism: Austrofundulus limnaeus
Lineage: Eukaryota; Metazoa; Chordata; Actinopteri; Cyprinodontiformes; Rivulidae
Product: polypeptide N-acetylgalactosaminyltransferase 18
Biological process (GO): protein O-linked glycosylation
Cellular component (GO): Golgi apparatus
Molecular function (GO): polypeptide N-acetylgalactosaminyltransferase activity
Source: RefSeq, a predicted model, not a curated record
UUUGGUGCGUCUCCUCCGUCCACCUGCCCGGGAGCGCGCGCGUCGGGAACGAGGAGCACCUGGAGGCAUGUCGCGAUGCUGUGCACAAGGAGAACUAAAACUUUGGUGUCGACGUGCGUGAUCCUCAGCGGCAUGACCAACAUCGUGUGCCUCCUGUACGUCGGCUGGAUCACCAACUACGUGGCCAACAGCGGCCCCAAAGUCGCGGAGAGCGGCGGCGGCGGCGUCGGCGCGGAGGCGGACAGAAAGUUGGAGGAGGACGGCAAAGGAGAAACCCUGAAGAUCAUCGAGAGGCUGGAGCGGCUGGAGAGCGUGGUGAAGGAGCACAUCAAAGAUGCCCCUCAGAAGGAUGGUGAAGAUGCAGCAUCUUCAUCAGACUCUGCCUCAGACUCCGCCCCCUCGCUGUUCAACCACUGGGGUCACGACCUCGGCCCCGAGAGCAGAAGAGUCGCACUCAAAAAGUUUCGUUACUAUGGAUACAACGGCUACCUGAGUGACCGCAUAUCCCUGACCAGGCCCAUUCCAGACCUACGACCCGACGGAUGCAAAAACAUGUCGUACUCAUCAGACCUCCCUCAGCUCAGCGUAAUCUUCAUCUUUGUCAACGAAGCCCUGUCCGUUCUGUUGCGCUCCGUCCACACCGUAAUCCAGAGGACGCCGGCCCACCUCCUCAAAGAGAUCAUACUGGUGGACGACCACAGUAACAGCCUGGAGCUGAAGGAGCACCUGCAGAGUUUUGUGGAUGAGACCAACGCUCAGCACGGCCCCGGGUUCGUCAAGGUGGUCCRCCACGACAAGCAGGAGGGCCUGAUCAGGUCCAGGGUCAGUGGCUGGAGGACGGCCUCGGCUCCUGUGGUGGCUCUGUUCGACGCACACGUGGAGUUCAACACCGGCUGGGCAGAACCCAUUCUGCAGAGGAUAAAGGAGGACCGGACCCGCGUGGUGUCUCCGUCGUUCGACAACAUCAAGUACGACACGUUCGAGAUCGAGGAGUACCCGCUGUCCGCUCAGGGCUUCGACUGGGAGCUUUGGUGCCGGUACCUCAACCCACCCAAGUCCUGGUGGGUUCUACGCAACCACACAGCGCCCAUCAGGAGUCCGGCUCUGAUUGGCUGCUUCGUGGUGGACAGGAAAUACUUUGAGGAGAUUGGGCUGCUGGAUGAGGGCAUGGAAAUUUACGGAGGAGAAAAUGUGGAGCUUGGCAUCAGGGUGUGGCAGUGCGGCGGCAGCGUGGAGGUCCUGCCCUGCUCCAGGAUCGCCCACAUCGAGCGCGCCCACAAACCCUACACGGAGAACCUGACGGCCCACGUGCGCCGCAACGCCCUGAGGGUGGCCGAGGUGUGGAUGGACAACUACAAGAGUCACGUCUACAUGGCCUGGAAUGUCCCGCUGCAGAACUCAGGAAUAGACAUCGGGGACAUCUCUGAGAGAAAGGCCCUUCGCUCCAAACUCAGGUGUCGACCGUUCAGCUGGUUCCUCUCCAACAUCUACCCCGAGCUGCGCUCCUACAGCAACACUGUCGCUUACGGAGUGUUGAAGAACAGUUUGAGGAAUGACCUCUGUCUGGACCAGGGACCGGACACCGACAACGUGCCCAUCAUGUACCUGUGCCACGGCAUGACGCCUCAGCAGAACGUGUACUACACCAGCUCCCAGCAGCUCCACCUGGGCGUUCUGAGUCCGACCAUUGACGAUGACGACAACAAGUGUCUGGUGGACGUGAACAGCAGGCCCAGGCUGCUGGAGUGCAGCUACGCAGCCACCAAACACAUGAAGCUCACCUGGACGUUCGCUCAGGGCGGAGCCGUUCAGAACUUGGAGUCUCAGCGUUGUUUGGAGCUGGUGGAGAGCAAACAGUCGGAGUUCACCUUCCAGCUGGCCAUUCAGGACUGCACGGGUCAGAAAUGGACCAUCACAAACAUACUGACCGUCCUGCCGCAGUGACACCGGACUCAGCUCGGAUCUGCGGACCGUGCCGGACCGAGAGCCGAAUGUCAGUUGUGGAGUUCAGACGGAGCUGGACGAGUCCAAAACCAGUUUUAGGAUCAGGUGGUGACCUGACAACCAAACAGACGCUCCCAGACACAACAGAUGCAGUUCAAACCUCCCAUCCUGCAGCCAAAAUGAGAAAUAUUGUUUGUUUU